CCUACCCUCUCCAGCCAUGGCCAAGAUGGUGCCUCCUAUCAAAAUCACGGCAGACGAUGUCAACUGCCUCAUACACGCGUACUUUGAAGACUCAGGUUUCCAACAUAGCGCUUUCGUACUUCGCGCGGAGGGCCAACUGAGCAACUCCCCAAAUUUCACUCAACAUGUGCCGCGCGGUGAACUUGUAGAGCUUCUCAGCAAAGCACUGCUCUACGCUGAAGUGGAAGCCCACUGGAAGGGCACUGGCAUGACCGCAAACUGCAGAAGCCCAUUCUCUCUGCUCGAGCGUCAUGUCUGCUCACUCGAUCCCAAUGUCGCUGGGCCGAGCGUUCCUGAUCAAGCGAGCCACGCUAUGGAAAUAGACCAGCAGGCCCCUCAGCCGCACGCAAACGGCGCGGUCGGCAUGAACGGCACAGCUGACUCCGUAGCAAAACGCAAAGCUAGUACACCUACUACUGAAGAAGCGCCCAGGGAGAAGCGUGCCAGAACUGCUCCUCCAGACGAGAGCAUGCAAGUCGAUGGUGUCGCACCAUCCACAACAGAGCCUAAACAGGAUCAUAAGCAAACGGCAUCUUCCGCAUCUUCUGAGCACGCUGAAUCGAAGAAGUCGUCCAAGACAAAGCGGCAACCUGGUCCUGCGGACGAUGUCACACCCUCGAAUGUCGUGAGCCUAUUGAAAGGUCACAAGACUGAGGUCUUCGUGUGUGCUUGGAACCCUACAAAGAAGAACACACUCGCGUCAGGAUCGAGGGAUACUGUUGUGCAUCUAUGGAACGUACCCGACUCGAAGCCACCCGCGUCACCAGUACCACCGAAGAUCGGCCCUCCGAUGACACUGUCAUAUCCUUCACAAUCGGAACAAGGUGACCUGACCUCAUUGGACUGGACACAAGAUGGAUCCCUGUUGGCGAUCGGCUCUUACGAUGCCAUUCUGCGCGUCUGUUCCACGAGUGGCGAGCUGUACUUCUCGCACACACAACACGAGGGACCUAUAUUCGCUACGCGGUUCUCCAAGUCUGGCCGGUGGCUCCUUACAGCAAGCUUAGACGGUACGGUAUGCGUCUGGGACAUUCAUGAGAAGAAGCUGCAUAAGCAGUUCCAGUGUCAUAAAGACUGCUGCUUGGAUGUCGAUUGGCUCACCGACGAUAUUUUCGCAAGUUGCGGUGCCGACGGCAAAAUUCAGAUCAUGAGCCUAGCGCAUGCAAGACCUCCGAAGACAUUCAUUGGUCAUACCACCGAGGUGAAUCAGAUCAAAUGCAGUCCUUCAAGGUCAAGGAUAGCAUCAUGCUCUGACGACCGCACCGCACGGAUAUGGAACAUCGAAGACAUCGUGUACAACCGUCCUCCAAAUAACGACGUAGUAGUGCUGAGAGGGCACUCUCAUACUGUCAGCUCAAUCGCGUGGUCUCCGGUAAUCACGGAGGGCGACCAUGAAAUACUGGCCUCCUCUUCAUUCGACGGGACAUCGCGCCUAUGGGACAGCGUCACCGGCGAAUGCUUGCGUGUCUUCCAGGAUCACAAGCGGCAUGUGUAUGCACUUGCGUUCAGUCCGGACGCGCGGUUCUUCGCCACUGGAGGUGCCGAUGGCUGGCUUCAUGUGUACGAUGUCAAGGCCCGUCAGAAGCGCUGGUCUUGGUAUGCAGGCUCGGAGAAGCCUGGAAUCUUCGAGAUCGACUGGCAACAAUCUGGGAACAUCAACCGGAUGGCGUUGGCCCUCGAGUCGAAUGAGGUCGGCGUAGUCGACGUUACGCGGGUACCGCUCCUCCAAUAAUUCACCCUAUGUCUGUAUGCAUCUGUCUGGGACCACCGCUACAUACUGUACCACUCCUGUAGUCAUUUUGUGAUACCUGCAAUAUUUAUUCUGCUAUUUACAUAC
Rhodofomes roseus is the source of this 1876-nucleotide messenger RNA. RefSeq names its product WD40 repeat-like protein. The transcript is spliced from 10 exons. Gene Ontology annotation, cellular component: histone deacetylase complex. The record is from RefSeq and is a predicted model, not a curated record. Gene Ontology annotation, molecular function: protein binding; transcription corepressor activity. Gene Ontology annotation, biological process: regulation of transcription by RNA polymerase II. NCBI's taxonomy places the organism in Eukaryota, Fungi, Basidiomycota, Agaricomycetes, Polyporales, Fomitopsidaceae. Bases 17 to 1771 code for a protein of 584 amino acids.